GCGUCCUGCGCCUCGCGUCCUGCGGAGGGGAUGAAUUUCGCGGUGGGGUUCAAGUCCUUAGGGGGGGACACGCAGACCAUGGACAACCUGGAGAAGCAGCUGAUCUGUCCCAUCUGCCUGGAGAUGUUCACCAAACCCGUGGUCAUCCUGCCCUGCCAGCACAACCUGUGCCGCAAGUGUGCCAACGACAUCUUCCAGGCCUCCAACCCGCUGUGGCAGUCCCGGGGCUCCAGUACGGUGUCCUCAGGGGGGCGUUUCCGGUGUCCGUCAUGUCGCCACGAGGUGGUCCUCGACAGACACGGAGUGUACGGACUGCAGCGGAACCUGCUGGUGGAGAAUAUCAUAGACAUCUAUAAGCAGGAAUCAUCCAGGCCACUGAACACGAAGACGGAGCAGCAUCUGAUGUGUGAGGAACACGAGGAGGAGAAGAUCAAUAUUUACUGCCUGACCUGCGAGACUCCCACCUGCUCCAUGUGCAAGGUGUUCGGGGCCCACAAGGACUGCGAAGUGGCCCCUUUGUCCAGCAUCUAUAAAAGGCAGAAGGUACUUCCCUGGGAAAAUAUCUGGAGACCCGUAUCCUAGCUGUGGUU
Messenger RNA from Nanorana parkeri, 590 nucleotides. RefSeq names its product tripartite motif-containing protein 54-like. Gene Ontology annotation, molecular function: zinc ion binding. The transcript is spliced from 3 exons. The record is from RefSeq and is a predicted model, not a curated record. The coding region runs from base 31 to 582 and encodes 183 amino acids. Lineage: Eukaryota; Metazoa; Chordata; Amphibia; Anura; Dicroglossidae.